Messenger RNA from Penicillium macrosclerotiorum, 369 nucleotides. RefSeq lists its product as uncharacterized. The record is from RefSeq and is a predicted model, not a curated record. NCBI's taxonomy places the organism in Eukaryota, Fungi, Ascomycota, Eurotiomycetes, Eurotiales, Aspergillaceae. The transcript is spliced from 2 exons. Bases 1 to 369 code for a protein of 122 amino acids.
AUGGAGGACGAUAUCAUUGAAUUCGUUCCCCUACUAGGCUUCCAACGACACAGGAUUUACUUUGAUCAUGCAAGAGAACUACAAGUAAAAGAGGAGAUGACCACAGACCUCGACACAUCGACUUUUCCGAUGCUAUACCCAACGCUCCAGUUGCUUCUUUCGGCAUUUCUCACCAAACGAGCAGUCAAUCAAGUGAUACAAACUGCACUCUUGAUGUUCAACGCAAGAAACACUUUAUGGCGUGCUGGUUAUCUUCUGUUGGCUGCUGGUAUCGGCGGCGUCGUGGACGAGCCACUCGCUGAUACGAUUAGCCCAACGCAAUUGAUGAUCAUUCAAUCUCAAAAUGUGGCUGCCAAUAUCCUCUAUUAA